Hippoglossus stenolepis (Pacific halibut) is the source of this 1373-nucleotide messenger RNA. It is a transcript of the gene smpx, whose product is annotated as small muscle protein X-linked. The transcript is spliced from 5 exons. Bases 175 to 447 code for a protein of 90 amino acids. The record is from RefSeq and is a predicted model, not a curated record. Gene Ontology annotation, cellular component: costamere; muscle tendon junction; M band. NCBI's taxonomy places the organism in Eukaryota, Metazoa, Chordata, Actinopteri, Pleuronectiformes, Pleuronectidae.
AGGGAAAGAGAUAGAAAGAGAAAGAGAUGGAGAGAAGAGAGCAAGCAAAUCUGUGAGAGAGAGAGAUAGAAAGUACAAGUGAGCUGGAGAGAAACGUUUAAGGGUGUUUAAAAUCCAGAAUUAGACAACAGAGUGUUUUGUCGUCAACAGGUCAGUGGACUCACCGGGAGGAUUAUGUCCAAACCUUCGUCCAACGUCAAAGCCCUUCAGGCUAAUUUGAACAUCCCGAUGGGAGGUCUGCGUCCAGGGGCGGGACAUCCUGUCAAGAGGAGAGAGGAGACAGUUGACAUAGAGGAGGCUCAAUCACCAGAACAGCCCAGCGUCGCACCCCCGACGCCAGAGGAGAAGAAGGCAUUGCCGGGUGCGGUGAAACUGCCGGGGCCUGCUGUUAACCUAUCAGAGCUGCAGAACGUCAAGAGCGAACUACGAUGGGUGACCAAGGACUAACACGAUCCCCCGGCCCCCGGCAGAGAGGAGAGCUGAUAAUCUUCAUAGACACAGACUGGCCCACUGCUACAGAAGGCUAACAAACUACAAGCUAAUCCCAACAUGUUCAGAGACACAAACAGCUUUCUGCCAGGCCGCCGUCCGCGGGAAACCUCCAACAUUUAACUUCUGCUACCAUCGAGAAGCCGGCAUCCAUGAACUCUCUCUUUCAACGAGCGCGUCCAAGCAGGUUGACGUGUUUUUAUCAUCAGAUGCAAAUUUAAAUGGUAAUUUAUUCAAUUAAAAAGUGUUGUAAAGAUGAUUUUUGUUGCAGCUAAGACCUCUCUUUACGUUUAAAAGUCACAAAAUAUUUAUUGCAAACAAAAGCAAUUGUUUUAUUUCAACUCUGGGUCAUUUGGUGACAAUCCACAUGAUCGACUGUGCUUCCUCUUCUCACACAGUCUUUUCCUUACUGUCAAAACUCUGACUGUGCGUCUCCUCAACCCUGAUUCAUACUGACGCUUUCUAUUAAAGCUGGAGUGCGGGACUUUAACAUAUAAAUGAACAUUCAAGCCCUCGUCAAACAAGGUCACACAAAACGUCUCUCUCAGCACCACAGGAGAUUUAAACCUGGCGUCUGCGGCAACAUUUGUGCUGCGUGCGUUGGUCGUCAUGCAUUUUACAUCUACAAGCAAUUUACUAGAAGCAACCGUGGAGAAAGCAUCUAGUAGCGUGGCCGGAGAAACGUCCAGAUUAAAACAGAGAGUUGGCUUUAGGAGGAAGGAUUUUACUCAGUUGUUCAUUUCUUAAUGUCGUUCACAUGUUUCAGAUCAGUUGUGUUACUUUUUAGAGGGAAACUAUGAGGACAAUUUUGUUGUUUCAUGGUAGUGAUGAUUGAUAUCUUCAGGAAAAAUAUGGCAAUAAAAUCAAGAUUGUUCCAAAAAGUC